AUGUGGCGGCGUAGAUAUCGCCCAUGGAGGGUGGGCAAUGGACAUGGGUGGAUACUGGAAGUUGAUGAGCGCACGGCCCCCCCUGCCAGCGAAAAUCUCGCUAAGCCGCUGAAUCAGCCAUACAAAUCGCCUGCUCAUACAACUACGACCACCACCGACAAGCCAUGGAUUUGCUCCGCGACAGAUCCUCAUAUCUCGCCAAGGACGCCACGGCGCCAUCGGAGGAACCAAUGGAUGUCAAAGGCACACGGCAAACGCCAAAUGAUGUUACCAGACAACCAUUCUCAAAGCAUAAAGACUUCGCACCAAUGUGGCUGGAACACAGGGCGUCGGACGCGGACUUUUGUCCAAGCGCUAUUGGAAUUUUCACACAUAACGACAGAAUUUGCUGCCUUGCCCCGGCGUCUAAUGCAUAUGGCGGUUUCUGACCCUGUAAUUUCGCCUGUUCCUGACAGACCCUUCAAACUGUCUGCCCAAUCAAAACCGCCUCUGCUAGGGAAUAAAGCGAUUGGCUCUCAGCGAUUACUUUUGGAGACCGUCGCGGCCGUCACAACGGUCAUCACAUCGUUCGUGCUGGUCAGCUCCGCGUUCAACCUCAUCCAGAUGAUGAAGGAGGUAAGGAGGUCGGCGUUACGCUGGAGCGGGUUGAAACUGAUUGUUGAGAGUGGACAUCAUGUGGGUGUGACCGUGAGCUGCGGGCUGGAUUGUGCUACGAGGCAGAUGAAGGGUGGAGGUGCGCUGUGCAGAGGUAUCGCUGAGGUUGGAGAUGGAGAGGGCUUCAUGAAUUACUUGAUAUCGUACCCCUUGGCUCCGGUAAUACCCUACGCCUCCAACCCCAUGGAAGAAGGAUGGGCCGACUCAACAAGGGCACGGCCAAUAGAAGUCACGUGA
Lindgomyces ingoldianus is the source of this 891-nucleotide messenger RNA. RefSeq lists its product as uncharacterized. The transcript has 10 exons. Bases 1 to 891 code for a protein of 296 amino acids. The record is from RefSeq and is a predicted model, not a curated record. Lineage: Eukaryota; Fungi; Ascomycota; Dothideomycetes; Pleosporales; Lindgomycetaceae.